GAAGGAGAACGGUGCCGUUUCUUUUGUCUUCCAGAUCAGAAUGUACCGUUUCUGAUCGUCCCUCUCGACAUUUCUCCGCCUCCCUUUUCCAUUAGGUUGAAAAGCUCAGGACCGAAAAGCAGGGGACCAGAGGGCAAAGCAAAUAGCUUUCCCAUGGACACCCGACUCUCGGCCUCUCUCGGCCUCCCUUCCCAUACCUCCACGCCCCACCCCCCACCUGAUUUCGCGUCCCUCUUCACCCACCUCACCGCCGCUCUCACAACCCCCGCAAACCCCAUCUCAAAACCGAAAUCCCUCUCCCAACGAAAACCACCCCAAUCACCUCUCAAUCACUCCAAUUCCACUACCUACCUCUCCUUCGCCUCCACUUCCUUAAAACCCAUCUCGCCCAAACCCCAAAAGACCCUUCUCAAGAGCCUCUCCGUCCUCGAGCGCGCCCUCAUCGGCGCUGCUGGUGGUGGCAUUGCCGGAGCUUUCACCUACGUUUGUCUCCACCCACUUGACACUAUCAAAACCAAGCUCCAAACCAAAGGCGCGUCCCAAAUCUACGCCAACACCUUCGACGCCAUCGUCAAGACCUUCCAGACUAAAGGGAUCCUCGGCUUCUACAGCGGCGUGUCCGCCGUUAUCGUCGGCUCAACAGCAUCUUCCGCUGUGUAUUUCGGUACUUGCGAGCUGGGGAAGUCGAUCUUAGGUGGUUUCGAUCGGUACCCAUCCGUUCUCAUUCCCCCGACCGCCGGGGCGAUGGGGAAUAUCGUUUCGUCGGCGAUAAUGGUGCCCAAGGAGUUGAUCACGCAGCGAAUGCAGGCCGGGGCAAAGGGACGGUCUUGGGAGGUCUUGUUAAGGAUUUUGGAGAAAGACGGUGUGCUGGGUUUGUAUGCAGGUUACUCUGCGACAUUGGUGAGGAAUUUGCCUGCUGGGGUGCUGAGCUACUCUUCGUUUGAGUACUUAAAAGCUGCGGUGCUGCGAAGUACGAGCGAGACUCACCUGGAGCCCAUUCAAAGCGUGUGUUGUGGGGCACUGGCCGGGGCGAUAUCCGCGUCCAUUACCACGCCGCUUGACGUGGUGAAGACGAGGUUGAUGACUCAGCUUCAUGGGGAGGCUGCGAAUAAAGUUGCCACGGCAAUGUAUAAAGGGGUUACCGGCACGGUGAAGCAGAUACUGAAGGAGGAGGGGUGGGUUGGGCUGACUAGAGGAAUGGGGCCUAGAGUUGUUCAUAGUGCUUGUUUCUCAGCUUUGGGAUACUUUGCAUUCGAGACGGCUAGGCUUGCUGUAUUGCAGCAGUAUCUCAGAAGGAAGGAGCUGCGCGAGGCGUCUGUUGCUCCUGCUUGAUUUGGUGGAUUUGAUUGGAUUCUCCCCCUACUCUACUCUUCUGUCACACCUCAUGUUUUUGGUGAUAUAUCUUCCUCCGCAUUGACUUCCUUUGUUGAGUGAUUUCAGGUGCAAAUCGAGGAAUAGUCUAUGGUUUGAUUCUAGCCCUUGAAAACAUAUAUGUUUGCGAGGUCCCUGGUUCAUAUAGAAUAAAUAUGGAUGGUUACAUGUAUCCAUCACAUGUUCUUGUCAAAGUUCUAUUGCUUGGAGCUAUGGAGAAAUAGGUACCUCUUUGCUCUCCAGAAAACUUGUUGUGAUAGUGGAACUUCUACUAUUCCAAGCACCUUGCUUGAGCUUUGUUUGAUAGCAUGAGGCUGCUGACUCUUGGAAAUGAAUACUUCCAUGUGAUCUUUCUCUAUGGCUCAAUAAUAAAGGCAACAUUGGUUAAAUAGAAAGUUAUCAUAGAUUAUCAACCAAUGGAUGCGAAUAUUAUCUUGGUUGCU
This is a messenger RNA of Carya illinoinensis, 1814 nucleotides long. Its product is annotated as protein MITOFERRINLIKE 1, chloroplastic. Gene Ontology annotation, molecular function: S-adenosyl-L-methionine transmembrane transporter activity. The record is from RefSeq and is a predicted model, not a curated record. NCBI's taxonomy places the organism in Eukaryota, Viridiplantae, Streptophyta, Magnoliopsida, Fagales, Juglandaceae. Bases 154 to 1332 code for a protein of 392 amino acids. The transcript has 2 exons. Gene Ontology annotation, cellular component: mitochondrial inner membrane.